Geodia barretti is the source of this 1179-nucleotide messenger RNA. The record is from the annotation of a GenBank genome assembly. Lineage: Eukaryota; Metazoa; Porifera; Demospongiae; Tetractinellida; Geodiidae.
AUGACCCUAAGAUCCCACGCCGCGGCGGAAUGCCAUCCGGUAGUCCUGAAAAUAGCAGAACUGGCGCGGGAGCGAUUCGCCUCCCGUGCCGGUAAAUACGACGCCGAGUCAUCCUUUCCUUUUGAAAACUAUCAAGACCUGCAUCAAGCAGGACUCUUGGGAUUGACCGUCCCGGAGGAAUACGGCGGGGCGGGAAUCGAUCCCGUCACUUACGUUCUGGCGCUUCAGGCCAUGGCCAAGGGAUGCCCGGCAACCGCCCUCACUUUCAAUAUGCACGCCAACGUAAUCCUCAACAUUGCCCAGUUGGCUUCCCAUGAGCAAAAGUGCCGCUACUUCAAGGAGGUACUGGAAGAAGGCAAUCUCUUUGCCACGGUUAUGAGUGAGCCGGACUCAAGCUUUAGAGACCGAUUUGUUCUCAGAACCGUUUUCAGCCCCACACCGGAAGGAAAUUACCGUGUACAAGGAGUAAAGCACUUUUGCUCGCUGGGGGAUGCCGCGAACCGUUACUUCGUAACCGGCCUGAGAGAAGGAACCGAUACAGCACAAGAGGGAAUAAUGGCGGCCAUGGUGUCCCGGAGCGAAAACGGAAUCACUCUGGAAAGAACCUGGAACGCCACUGGGAUGCGAGGCACCACCAGCCACAGCAUCCGUUACGACACCGAAAUUUUGGCCCAAGAUGUCAUGGGAAACCCAGGGCAGUUGCUAACGAUAGAACUUUCGGGUUUCGCGCUGGGGUACGCCGCCACUUAUCUCGGUGUGGCCGAAGCUGCCUACGAGUUCAUCCUGAAGUAUUCCCAGACUAGGGUCAUAGCGCCUUCGACUGAGCCGCUUGCUUACAAUCCGCUGGUGCAACGCAACCUGGGAGAGAUGAGCGCACAGAUUCGGGCAGCCAAAUUGAUGCUUUGCGAAGCCGCCGCGGUUCGAAGGUCUGGCGUUAGAGAAGAAAUGUCCCUGGCCACCAAUCAGGCCAAGUAUCUCUGCGCUGAGGCGGGGGUCAGAGUCACGGAACAGGCAAUGCGCAUGGCCGGCGGGAGCGGGUUUCUCAAGGAUAUGCCCUUGGAGCGAUGGCACCGGGAUGCCUUGGCCGGUCCGGUAAUGCCACCUUCCAACGACCGGUGCCUGGAGGUUAUAGGUCGGAUCGUCUGUGGACUACGGGCCACUACUCUGGAGUUUCAAUAG